CGCCGGCUGCCGGCAGCAGAGCAGUCCAGAGUGGGUUAACCGGGAGCCGGCGGCCGCCGCGCUGAGGGGAAGAGCGCGAGCCCCGGCGACGCGCGAGCGCUGGGAUGGAGGACGGCGUGGCCGGGCCCCGGCUCGGAGAGGCGGCGGAGGCGGCCGGGGCGCGGGCGCGGCCCGAGGUGACGCUGCGGCCCUUCGCGCCCUUCUCCGGGGCGAACGAGGCCGACGAGGGCGGCGGCGACUGGAGCUUCAUCGACUGCGAGAUGGAGGAGGUAGAUCUGCAGGACCUGCCCAGCGCCACCAUCGCCUGCCACUUGGACCCGCGCGUGUUCGUGGACGGCCUGUGCCGGGACGACGUCUCUGCAUUCUCAAUCUGCACUAUUGGAAGAGAAGCCAGUGUUUGGGCCAAAUUUGAGUCCCUCUUUAGGACAUAUGACAAGGAUAUCACCUUUCAAUAUUUUAAGAGCUUCAAGCGUGUCCGAAUCAACUUCAGCAACCCCUUAUUUGCAGCAGAUGCCAGGCUGCAGCUGCACAAGACUGAGUUUCUGGGGAAAGAAAUGAAGUUAUAUUUUGCUCAGACUUUACACAUAGGAAGCUCACACCUGGCUCCACCCAAUCCAGACAAGCAGUUUCUCAUCUCUCCUCCUGCCUCUCCACCGGUUGGCUGGAAACAAGUGGAAGACGCUACUCCAGUCAUAAACUAUGAUCUUCUAUAUGCUAUCUCCAAGCUGGGCCCAGGUGAGAAGUAUGAAUUGCAUGCAGCGACAGACACCACUCCCAGCGUGGUGGUCCAUGUGUGUGAAAGCGAUCAAGAGAAUGAGGAAGAGGAAGAGAUGGAAAGAAUGAAGAGACGCAAGCCAAAAAUUAUCCAGACGAGAAGGCCGGAGUACACACCUGUCCACUUAAGCUGAACUGGCCUGCGGGUGAAGACGUGUUCUGAAUCAUACUCAAGGAAGGAAUCUUUGUACUGUGCAAGGGGCUGGUCACAACUUUGGAGGUGGCAGCCAUGACCGCUGUGGCGGAAAUUCCAGUUCAUGUUGCUCAGAAGAGAAUCAAGGCUUUGUCUCCUUGUUCUCAUGCUGCACCUCAAACCAUGUCCAUGGCACCCGGCAAUGUCUUGGGCCAUUCACUGAAUUUGUGGUGAUCGCACAGGACAUUUGGGAAUGUCUUGAGAAAACUGAUAACAAUAGUAUUUUGUACUUGUUUUCUGGUAGGUUCUGUUUAUGCCAAGGACGGUUUGAUCAGUGGGUGCAGGGAGAGCUUUCUGUUUCUAACCAGUGUUCAGGGUACUACCCAAACUGGUAGGAAAGGACAUCAUGCAAAGCCGCCAAGAAUCCAGGGCUGAAAGAUGGUGAAAACCCCACAAUGCCAUGUGGAAACUGUAGUGUUUCAUUUCCUCCCUCAUGUUCUGGUGUUUGUGCAUGUAUAUUACUGAUUUUCAAGACUGACCUUUGUAUAUGAAGUUACAUCAUUGUUGUUUUACAGCUUUUGGGAAGCUAGGAAAGCAUUGGAAAUCUGUAUCCCUCUCCAGAUCCCUGACUAUCUUUGCAACAGCACUCACACAAGGAAUUCCACCUGAAAUAUGUUCACCAGCACCUGUCUGGUGCAACAUGUAACUUGUAUUUUUACAAAAGAAGUCGACCUGAAAUUCCUAUGUAGAGUUUAGCUUAUACAAUUCAAAAAAUAGCAGUUUCACUGCCAACUUUUAGUGGGUGAGAAAUUUUAGUUUAGGUGUUUGGGGUCUGACAUCAGUUUCCUUUGUUUCUUUUAUGUAGUGGUUUCUAUACAUGCAUCAUAGCCAAAAACCUGGUUGGGAACUGUUGGUUGAGAUAGUUGGUUUUUCACCCCACUGAAACAUCAAGAUAAACUUGUAAAUAAAGCUGACAGCUUAUAUCCGUACCUGUUUUACACUUGGGUGAAAAACUAGGGCAGUGGAAGAAUAGUAUAAGACAUAUUAACCUACCUGUGAAUUGUGUGUUGUAGAAAAUGCUGUUCCCAUGUUUAACAGGUUUGAAUUCAAAGCAUGUAAAGUGAGUAGUACAUGUGUGUUGACAUGAGAAGGAUGCAGUGCCUUUCCCCACUAAUUCCUGCGGGAAUUGUCACACUAGGUGAACAUUUGUAAUUUUUUUCUAGUUGUAAUGUGUAUGUCUGGUAAAUAGAUAUUAUAUUUUGGCCUUAUAAUACCAUAACAACAAAGUUUGUCAUUUUGAAAUAACUGAUGCCAAGUAACAAUGCAUGCUUUGAAAACCUGGAAGAUGGUUUUCUUUGGGAAGCAGAUAUGUUUGCAUUGAAUGCUUGAUUGUUCCUAACAAGAAAUUGAUUGAAUGUUCUCAAAACCCUGUUUACAGUACUUGGUAGGAGGGAGCCGUCAGGGAGAGACCAUCGCGUAGCUGUUCAAGUGUUUCUAGUUAAGUGCUUUUAAACUGGAGAGGCUAACCUCAAACUAUUUUUUUUAACUGCAUUCUAUAAUAAAUCAGCACAAUAUGCUCU
Castor canadensis (American beaver) is the source of this 2487-nucleotide messenger RNA. The record is from RefSeq and is a predicted model, not a curated record. Lineage: Eukaryota; Metazoa; Chordata; Mammalia; Rodentia; Castoridae.